AUGAAUUAUGUAAUUGCCAAUCCUGAAAAAUCAUCCCAAAUUUUUAAGGAAAAAGAUGUUGAUAAAACUGAUGUUAAGUUUAACGACCCUGACAAGAAGUACGAGAUUCUGGAUGAUGGAGAGUAUAGCAACGCAGACACUUUUUCUAACUGCCCAGAAACUCCUACCACUAAUACAACUGAAAACAAUGAUAAUCACGAAACACAUGACUUUUGCCUUGACGAAUUUGCAAUGAAUUAUGCAAAGGAAUAUGCAACUUCAAUGGUUACCGAUUCUGAAAAAGAAGAAGUACAUAUGGAUUGGUUUGGAUCUGACAUUAAUAUACAAUCAGAGGUAGAAUCAAUUUGGACCUCAUCAGCGGAUGAUAAUGAAAACACUGAUUAUGAGUUAAAUGGUAAUGGUGGAAAUAUGGAAAAUCAAUGUGUAAUUAUUGACAUUGUUGAUGGUAUAAUACAGCGAUGUACAAAUAAUGCAUAUUGUCUAAUCAAACAAUUAAUGGGAGUAUGGGAAUUAAAUUAUAAUACAGUAGAAACAUGUGUCAAUGCGAAUGGGCAAGAGUCUUUACAUUUACUUGAAGUGUGUUCAUCUCAUUUUAAUUGGGAUCAGGAUGGCGCUCAUAAACGUGGCUUAAAAGGCACUGUUUCUAUUAAUAAGAGCUGGAUACACCUACAUCGAUGUCUUUUUUGUGGCAAUAAUAAGUAUUUUGUUAGUAGAGAUAGUUGUAAACAUCAUUCCUGGAAGGUUAUAGGACGUAAUAUGCAAGUUCCAUGCUCUGAUUUAAAAGAAUGUCCACGAAAAGACAGAGGAGCAAAAUCUUUUACCUGUAAUGAGUAUCAUAAAAAUGAUACUUCCAAAUCACUAGAUCUCAUUAGUAAAUGGGUGCAAGAUAUAACAACCAAUUCAGACCAAUUAACUAAAGAUAUUUUACUUAAGGAACUUUCGAAAACCAUUGUUAAUUUUUUUGAAAGAAAAGCAGAAGUUUCAAAGGAAUGUAAACUUGAUGAAUCUCAGACAUUGCUACAAAAAAGACAAGUUCCCAGCUAUAUGGUAAUAAAGAUGGCUUUACGAUUAAAAAAAGUAAACAUUAAAAAAUUAUGUAAUGUAGAACGAUAUUAUGAUUUAAUUAUAAAACAUCCUAAUGAGUUUGGAGAAGCGCUUGGAUUAGUAAUCUGA
Molecule: messenger RNA, 1173 nt
Organism: Funneliformis mosseae
Lineage: Eukaryota; Fungi; Glomeromycota; Glomeromycetes; Glomerales; Glomeraceae
Source: the annotation of a GenBank genome assembly